AUGCUUGGAGGAGUGGUGAUUUUCCAGCUCAGUUUCAUUGCCAGCGCUCUGGCUAGUAUAGGUCUUCGAUUCUCAGAAGAACCGGCCUACGCUAUUUUCAAAAGAUGGAACGCGAGAAGAACAGGGAACUUGACUUUUCAUUUCAAAACGGAAAGCAAAAACGGUUUUCUCAUUUACCAAGACGACAAAGGACAAUGCCAAUAUAUUUACCUUUCUAUGGCAGACGGGCAACUUAGAUUGCGCCUUAAAAUGGGAAACUGCGAGGAAACACAAACUCUACAUAUCGGAAACAAACUCAAUGAUGGACGAUGGCAUAAAGUGACUGUCCAGCGAGACUCAGCAAUGACAAGUCUUACAGUUGACAAUUUAAGUAAUAGCACGAUUUAUAAUGGAGAAGUAAAGAAUCUUAUUGUUAAAAGUGACUUGAUCGUUGGUGGAAUCCCGUGGUCUACUCCGUUGAAUGAUCUCUCUUUUCCUCCUAUAUUCUACGAAAGCAAUCAUUACGGGUAAGUACAGAGCAUGCUUUCUCUCUCUCUUUCGUAAACAAAGGAUGCUUUUACACAUUCCUUUAAAAUCCAUGUAAUCAACUAUUCUUUGCUGUUAUUUUUUAUUAUGCGCCACACAAGUGAGCUGAUCCAUUUUGAUCCGUCGCAGCUUUUUAUAAACUGAAGGAUGAAGAGAGCAGCUUUAUAAAGAAAGCUAUGAAUUAAGGGAUGGUUAACGCAAAAAACAGAUGCUCCAAAACAUUCCAUAACUGCGAACAUACUCAGGGAAUCAUUAAUUAUCAUUACAACUUUUCUAUACGCAUGUUUUUCCGAAGGAAAAUUUUCACAAUUUGUUAUUGUUAAUCGCCCCGCCCAAGAAUUUCUAUCGAUUCCUUACACUCGCGCGAACUAAAUUCAAUAAACUUGAGUAUUUUUCGACUUUAACGCAGAAUUUAUCAUUUUAUUCGUUAGAAAAGAAUUAAUAAGUUUAUUCCGCAGAAAAAUACCAUAAAUAAUUUAAUAUUGGAUCCGAAAUUCAGCUCCUAUGAUGAAUAAUACAUUGUUUUUCUGCGGAAUUUCAUUAUUGCAUAAAAUUAACUGAAGGGCGCACAGUUGUACUAAAAGAAUCUCUUACGCUUCAUUUGUAAUAUAUUUGUUUUUCAGAUUCAAUGGCUGCAUUAGCAGCAUAACCUAUAGUGUCAACGGAAGGCCUACGAAAGAGGCGUAUCUGAAUCACACCAAAGGAACAAAACUAGGAUGUUCGGACCCUUGCUCCAAGACUGGAAAAUGUAAAAACGGUGCAGUAUGUCUUUAUACUUCCACUGGGGCACGUUGCGACUGCAAAGGGACAAGAUUUGAAGGAACUAACUGCAGCGAAGGUAGGAAUGAAAACGGGAAUAUCACAUUUUGAGGAUUUUUUUUUUCAGUUUUCGAUGUUUUUAAUUUAAUCCCUUUCGAGUGAUACCUUCAUUACAAAUUGCCCUUCAAAAGUAAAAUUUGGUUCAACAGCCUUCGCUUUCCACCUCUGUAAACAGGUCUAUAUUUGAUGAUGGCUUUUCAAACAUUAUUUGUUUUAUAGGAAAGUAGCAGAAAAUAAUGACAAUUUCCAUGGGCGUCUUGUUCGUAAAAUUGAAGUAUUUCUUCUAAAAUUUAUAUAAACUAAAUUUAUUUGUUUUACCUAAAAAAAUGUAAAACCGUGAGCAAAAAUUAUUUCAGAUAUCUACACUGUCAUCAUGUAUUGAUCACCAAAUGUACAAAGUAGAAGACGAAAUCUAGUCAGUGUGAUCUCGUAUUUCAAAAAAGUAUCAAAAACAUUUUACUUCACUCCACGUGUCUUUUUCCCAUUACGUAGCAUUAAGUUCCUAGUCAAGAAAACAUUGUUUGCAACCUCCGCCAAAGACUCUCUGUCAAAAACUCAGUUGUCGACGGUUGUAGAAAUCAACGUAGUAAUUUUUCAUUUGAAUAUUGUAGUGAUUUUACUCCACAUUUGUUUAUUAGCUGUUAUCAGUCUGUGUGGGAGAAUUUUUCUUUUGAAUAAAAAGAGGCGUUUUCUCAGGCAGAUGGUUAACCACAAACCACACGGCUGUCUCAUCACCAAAUUGAUCAAAAUCAAUUCUCUCCUAAGGCUGAGGUCAAUCGUUGCGUAACACACGUUUGAAUCUCCCUUCCUCUUAACCGCUCAAUGGUUUUUUCUUUAAGAGGCUAUCUUCUAUUUAUGGCGCCAACGAAACACUUCUUCUUUUUCGUGAUUUAAAGGAGACACAUUAUACCCAACCAAGCAAGUUGAAAAUUACCGUCGAUGAACAUCGAUGUUCUUGGCUUUAGCAAUAAAUAGAAAUCGUUGAGAAAAUAAAAUUAUGACCAUUAAAUUGAUUAAUAUUCUUUUGUUUUACCAGAAACUUCAUCUAUCCGGCUUAAUGGAAGUGGUUACGUUGAAUUUAGUGCGAGACAAGAAGCAGAAGAUUUUGAUCCGAAUGAAGACGAUUUCGGGUUUCAUUUGAAGACCUCCUCUGACCAUGGUGUAAUCUUCACUCUUCUUUCGCAUUCUAACUACCUCUUGAUCGAAAUGGUGCAUGGAAAGCUAAAAGUGAAGUUAUACCCUGGACAAGAAGGUAACCAUGAAAUAAUAGUAUGGCAAGAUUAUCAUAAAAAAGAAUGGGAAAGGUUAAGGAUGAAGAAGAUUGACACAGAUUGUGAACGGCCACCAAACUAAAUAACAAGCAAGGUUGCUUAUUCUUGUGGUCUCAUACAAAUGAAUUUUCAAUUGAAGGUGGAAAGUAAGAUGGAAAUAUGUUCAGUUUCCUUGCUUUGCAGUGUGAGUUGUUUUAAUGCAUUACUUCCUCAGCCAAUCAUAUCCAAAACAAGAACUUAUCUUAUCCUGGUUACUCGUCUUUUUCUCGCGCGUCAGACAGUUUGCUUGUUUCAGUUUUCAACCGGUUCCCGUGACAUUUCCUUUGUUCUGAUUGGCCAAUGUGAAAACGAAUGUUUUGAUUUUACGACACCCAGUCAAAACGCACAUAGGUGAAAUAUUCUCGUCCAUUGCAAUGUCAUUUAGCUUCAAAUUCCUCUCUUCUUCAUCAAUUCUAGAUCCCGAGGUUCCCCCAGAUGAGCCUAAAGUAAAUGAUGGCAAGUGGCACUGGGUCGAGUUCUAUCGGCGGCUCGAUGUUUUCACGUUUAAGACAGACCAUAAAAUCAGUGCUAAAAAGAAGGUGUCGUCCAUGCCUUUUAAACCUAAAAUUGUCUACGUCGCUGGAGGUCCCAGGAAUGUCCUCAAAAAGUCUGAAUCAAAACAGAACUAUACUGGAUACCUACAAGAGUUUUACUUUGGUAAAAAGAAGAUAUUUGACAGUAUUGUACCCACAAUAACAGACAGAAGAUUUGCUAAAAUUGGAACUGUGAUCGAUGGAUCCAUAACAUCCGAAGAGAGUAGUGGGUCGGGGUGUUUACUAAUCGGUGAUGACGAAGAUGAAGAAUGCCCAACAACUGAUAAUUCCACAGGGAUUAAAGAAGGUGUGUCCAUACUCCAUAGUCCAUAGUCCAUAGUUCAAAUAUAAAGUUAAAAAAAGCGUAAGUGAAGGUCAGUCCUGAGAGUGGUGGGGCGGGGGGGACGUUAAUGGCGUGACAACCAUUUCCCGGGCCAGAUUUUUCCCCAAUCCCAUUUCUAUUUCCCAAUCUAUCGAUGUCUACUUUUUUUUUAGUGACAGUCCAAUAUCCAUUUCUCUUGUUGUUUGUGAUCCCAGUUCCAGCGACACAACGCUAUCUUCAAGAGCAAGCUUAAUUUUAAGUUUGCGUUUUUAAGUUCACGUGAAUACUCAGCUAGAAUGAAGCAUUUUUUCCCUUUAUCUUAUGCAGUUGAACUGAACUUUACAACGAUGCAGUCUACCACUGAGCUAGUUCCCGAGUCUGUGCCGACAGGCGUCGCAGUGCAGAAGUCCCUUCCACAAGUAGUGCCAUUCUGGAUGAUCUCGGCGAUAGUGGUUGUAGCAGCCAUUGCUAUUUCAGUGACAUUAUUUUUCUUGUAUCGCUGGAACUCUCGUUACAGUGGAUCAUUUAAGCCCGAGUCUUCUUCGUCAAGUUGUAUGAACUCACCAAAACAUGGCGCUUUCGUCAUCAAUCCGCGUAUUCAGGUCACAGUGCACGAUGACAGGAUGUAAGAGAGUUCUUAAGCUUUGUCCCUGAGGAAAAAGUCUUACGCUCUGAGUGGCAAUCACAAAGCAAGGCAUAAGAUUAGCACAAAUGACAUGGAAGAAAGAUUGUUUGAUUUUACAGUCGGCGUUGAAUUGAAAAAGCUCUUUAAUCGAGAGGAAUACGUGUGAGAGAUAAAGCGGAGAUGGCGAUUCUUUAGCCCGUGGAGAGUAAAUUAACUAAGCGAGUUGCUGUGCAGCUUUACGGUACUUUUUAUUAGAAUACGGCAAAAUAAACUAACCAAGUAAGUUGACUAGACUAGGCUACGUGGUAUGUGGAUCAACGCCAUUGAGGUUUGCUAUGACAAGCUUUAUUUGGUAAUUCAGGCGACCACUUACGACGUUUCAAAGAAUGUCCUAGUCAGAUUUACAUCGUUGAGAACCGGUAGACAUUACACUGGAAACGCUAAAUAUCAAAGAUUUCUCCUAGUUUCCGCUUAAAACUUGAAUAAGAGUAUGACUGGUUAUUGCGUCGAGGAAAGCCUGUACAAUACGUGAUGUGAGCCUUCCAUUGGCUGACGUUUAUUCCGUUGGCUACGUUGUUGGUAGGUUAAGUGAUGUUUACGGCUAACUUGCGUGUAGUGUCUAUAAAAGUACAAGGUAGAACGUGUUACAAUUUUCCAAAGUGGAGAAGCAUGACCUCUACAGAUUUGCAUUUAUUUGUACAAAAGUUUCAUAAAAUGAUUGGUAAAAUGAACUGAGUUGUGAACAUUUCGAUACAAAAAGUUUCAAUCUCAAAGCUAGAAAUCUAUUAUUCUUUAAUUUCGAUGUGGUGCAAUCAAUUUAUUUUUGCUAUGAGAAACAGCUUGCUGUAAGCUCGCUUUUAUAAUUAAGCUGAAGAAUGUUAUCAGGUUGUAAAUUGAAUUCAUGACGAGAUUUUGAGAACUUUGACAAUUUAUCAGGCAUUAAAUUUUACAAUGUACAAACAUGAAAUUGGUAACAAGUUAAUUAUCGAAUGAGCUUCCAAGCACCACCAAUCAAUCCCGUUUUCAAUAAGUCCACCAUUAUGAUGCUAAGAGAACGAGAAGUCCGUUUUGCAGCUUUCGUUUUAAAUCUCCAUCACUGCAAGUUUUUUUGUGAACUAGUGCUAAAAACUGGUAAUGCGUUAGCCGCUGCUAAUAAACAUGACACAUCCCGCAUAAGACUUUCUCUGCUAAUGCGCUCAAGCUUUGCUCUGAUUGGACAAACUGAGAACUCCGAUGACGUGGUGAUUUGAUGCUCAUAGACUUGAUCAUAGAUAGAAACUUGAGGAAAUAUUAAAAAAGGAC
Pocillopora meandrina is the source of this 5436-nucleotide messenger RNA. Lineage: Eukaryota; Metazoa; Cnidaria; Anthozoa; Scleractinia; Pocilloporidae. The record is from the annotation of a GenBank genome assembly.